AUGAUUAGAACAAAGCUUAUUACAAUUUUUUCCUUCACAGUUGGUCUCUGCAAUGGUGUUCUCGGUCUUCAAAAUGGCCGUCUAAAGAACAAACAAAUCACCGCUUCGUCUUCGUGGCCAGGCCUUUACACUUGGCGCGCGAGACUGCAUCACAGUCAGGCCUGGUGCGCGCGGUAUAACAAUCACAAUCAGUGGCUCAAGUUUGACUUCCUCCGGCCCACUAAAGUGACGGGAAUUGCCUUACAGGGAAGGUCUAAUGUGCACCAGUGGGUUACUCGGUUCCUUUUGCACUCUAGUCUGGAUAAUGUGCAUUGGAAUGUGUACAGAUACAAGAACAAUGACAAGUACUUUCCUGGAAGCCGCGAUAAAGAUUCAGUGGUGACUCAACCAAUAAACCCAGCAAUCAUUGCAAGAUUUGUGAAAAUCCAACCACGUGGCUGGCGCAGUCAUAUUUGUAUGAGAGUUGAAUUUUACGGCUGUCCAGCAGACCGUUGCUUUGUACCUCUCGGAAUGCAAGAUGGCCGCAUUACAAAAUCCCGUCUCCGCGCAUCUUCCAUGUACAACUGGUACUAUGGACCAUACAACGCCAGGCUACAAGCGCGGAACUAUGGCUCUACACGAGGAGGCUGGAUCGCUAAAAUAAGAAACACUCAGCAAUGGAUUCAGGUUGAUUUGGAAAAACCUUCCACACUAAAAGGCGUGGCUACUCAGGGUCGCUAUGACGCAAAUCAGUAUGUCAAGUCAUACCUUAUCACUUACAGUGGAAAUGGGAGGCGAUUUUAUCCGUACAAAGAAGGGAGCCGAACAAGGAUGUUUAAUGGAAACAGUGACAGAUACCACGUUGUCCCGCAUCGUUUUGUAAAACCAUUCAGGGCUCGGUACGUGCGACUUCAUCCGAAAUCCUGGUACGGAUAUAUAUCUUUGAGAAUGGAACUGUACGGUUGUAGACACGGUCCUCUGUGUAACCGACCAAUGGGAAUGCAGAAUGGUCGUAUUCACAAUAGCAAAAUCACUGCCUCGUCUUUCUGGGACCCAUUCCAUGCCGCAUUUCGCGCCAGAUUACAUCAUGGUAAAGCUGGACGCUACAUUGGAGCAUGGAGUGCAAAAACCAACAACCGUUAUCAAUUUCUGCAGGUGGAUUUUUCAAGGGCAGCUCAUAUUGUCAGAGUCGCAACCCAGGGGAGGCAGGACUUAAGGCAGUGGGUAACACAGUAUUAUCUCAGAUACUCCUUGGACGGAAUUCACUUUGUUGAUUACAAGCAACGACACACCAGAAAGUAUUUCCCCGGAAAUCGAGAUCAGAACACAGUUGUGUCACACGCGCUGGUGCCCAAUAUCAGAACUAGGAUCAUCCGUAUUGUACCCUGGCAUUGGUAUGGACACAUCUCCAUGCGAGCAGAGUUUUAUGGAUGUCUUACAGAUCAUUGUAGCAUGCCUCUUGGUGUAGAAGACUAUCGCAUACCCUCUGGUUCAUUGCAAGCAUCAUCCACCUGGAACUACAACCAUGGUCCAGACCGCGCGCGAAUUAACUUUCCUUCGGGACAUAGUCGUGCAGGGGCCUGGGUUGCGAAAGGUAGAGACGCAAAUCAGUGGCUACAGGUGGAACUGGAUCGACCGGCCAAAGUUACAGGCGUGGCUACGCAGGGUCGACAUGAUGUCCACCAGUGGGUGACCAGCUACACAGUGUCGUACAGUUUGGAUGGAAAAUCGUUCAAGGCGUAUCUAGAAUUUGGGAGAACCAAGGUUGGUUAUUAUUUCUAUCCAAUAUUCCUCGGAAACUUCGAUCGCUACACCAUCGUGAUACACGAACUUGCUCCUCCGAUCAGAGCCAAAUUUGUCCGAUUUCAUCCGAAGUCGUUCCGAAGCUCCAUCGCCAUGAGGGUGGAGGUUUUCGGGUGCUAUUACGGAGGAGGUAAGGGUAUGUUUGUGACAUGUGCGAUUAUCUAA
Molecule: messenger RNA, 1947 nt
Organism: Stylophora pistillata
Lineage: Eukaryota; Metazoa; Cnidaria; Anthozoa; Scleractinia; Pocilloporidae
Product: lactadherin-like
Source: RefSeq, a predicted model, not a curated record